Vombatus ursinus (common wombat) is the source of this 4038-nucleotide messenger RNA. RefSeq names its product solute carrier family 27 member 1 (gene SLC27A1). Lineage: Eukaryota; Metazoa; Chordata; Mammalia; Diprotodontia; Vombatidae. Gene Ontology annotation, biological process: response to insulin; phosphatidylethanolamine biosynthetic process; positive regulation of heat generation. The record is from RefSeq and is a predicted model, not a curated record. The coding region runs from base 964 to 2955 and encodes 663 amino acids. Gene Ontology annotation, cellular component: plasma membrane; mitochondrial inner membrane. Gene Ontology annotation, molecular function: fatty acid transmembrane transporter activity; long-chain fatty acid transmembrane transporter activity; long-chain fatty acid-CoA ligase activity. The transcript is spliced from 13 exons.
UCCAGAACUUGAAAUUGUGGAGAGCUGGGAAGGGACCUCCCAGAGCUUCUGAGGCACUCCCAGGCAGGCAGCACCCAGAGUUGGGGUCGGUGCUACGGCCCCACCAUAGGUGCCCCUCUCCUAUCCCAACUAGAGCAUCAGAGGAUCUGCUUGAAGGGGACUUCAUACCAGGCUAUAGAAAGAGCAACACCUUUGUGGUAACUUGGAGAAUACAGCUGCCUUCUGGGGACAUCCACUUGUGAUACCAUUGAAAUCCUGUUUGGAAACGCUGCAAUCCGAGGAAGCUGUGAUUCUGCCCCCACUUCAGCAGGCUGGACACCCUCAGAAACCAGAAAUGGAGUUUUUUACGUGCCCUCAGCAGAAGCCAAGGCUUCCUAUAUGGAGGCUGUGAGAUUCCCAGCUGCCUUUUCUGCCCACAUUGCUUAUCAACAGAGGGCUUGUGGAGCAAGAGAGCCCCAGAGGGCUUAAGCUAGUAUAUCUUGGAAGACAGCAUCGAAGAGCUCUAGUACUAAGGAUUUAGGUGAUAAUCAGAGCAGAAACCCUAGACUUGAAGCUGCUGUGAUUGCCUUCUGGACUGAGGGCCUCUGAUCACCCAACCUUCUAUGAAAGCUGUUGAGGAGGACUUCUAGGAGGUGAGUGAUCAAGGACCAGAAAGAGCAUUAGCCCAGGGCCAGUCAACCCAUGGGGAGCUGCAAACAACUCCUGGGGAAAAGAAUUUGCCUAAGGGUUACACUGAGAGUAGCAGAAGGGCCAGAGACUACUAGAACCUAGACUUCCCAGGUUAGGGCCCUUCUCUCCUUUCAAAUCAUAAAACACUAGAUAAACAAGAGCUAUGAUUAUUAUUAUCAUAUUAUUACACUGUGAUUGACGCCACGGUGGAGAUAGCAAAUCUCCAAGAGUCAUCAGUGAAGCUUCCAUGUUCUCAGAGUUCUGCAAGCAAGUACUGGAUGACUACUUGUUGGAAUGCGUGCUGCAGGCCUUUGCACGGCUUCACUGGCCUCAGUGGGCUUCCUCCGCUUCCUGGGACUGCCCUGGUCUUGGGGUCUGGCAGCUGCUCUGAGUAUCUAUGUGGGCACCGGCGGUUGGCGUUUCCUGCGCAUUAUUUUCAAGACAGCACUAAGGGACCUUUUUGGCCUCUCCGUACUAUGCAGUGUCCGCUAUGAGCUCCGUCGGCACCAGCAGGCCAGGCACACGAUUCCCUGCAUCUUCCAGGAGGUGGCCAACCGACAGCCGCAAAAGGUGGCCCUAGUAGAUGCAGUCAGCGGAAAACAGUGGACGUUCCAGCAACUGGAUGAGUACUCCAAUGCAGUGGCCAACCUGUUCCUGCAGCUUGGCUUUGGGUCUGGCGAUGUGGUUGCCAUGUUCCUGGAGGGCCGGCCUGAGUUUGUGGGACUGUGGCUUGGACUUGCCAAGGCAGGAGUGGAGGCUGCCUUGCUCAAUGUGAACCUGCGGUUGGAGCCCCUUACGUUCUGCCUCAGCACUUCAGGGGCCAAGGCCCUGAUCUUUGGGGGGGAGCUAGCAGCUGGUGAGGCUGGGGGUGGUACAGGGGGUCAGGCCCCACAGUAUCAAGGCAAAGCUAUUUCAGAAGUGAGUGUACAGUUGGGGAAAAACCUAGUGAAGUUCUGCUCUGGGGACUUUGGACCAGAAGGUGUCACCCCUGAUACUCACCUUCUUGAUCCUAUGCUGAGUGAGGCGUCCACAGCACCCCUUUUGCAAGUGCCUCCUAAAGGAAUGGAUGACCGUCUCUUCUACAUCUACACUUCUGGCACUACCGGGAUGCCCAAAGCUGCAAUUGUAGUAAACAGCAGAUACUAUCGAAUUGCAGCCUUUGGACACCAUGCCUACAGAAUGAAACCCUCAGAUGUAAUUUACAGUUGUCUCCCUCUGUACCACUCUGCAGGGAACAUCAUGGGGGUGGGGCAGUGCCUUCUCUAUGGGCUCACAGUCGUCAUCAGGAAGAAGUUCUCUGCCAGCCGCUUCUGGGAUGACUGCAUCAAGUACAACUGCACGGUGGUUCAGUACAUUGGUGAAGUCUGCCGUUACCUUCUGAAGCAGCCUGUGCGGCCUGCAGAGAACCAGCACCAUGUGCGCCUUGCUGUGGGCAAUGGACUCAGGCCUGCCAUCUGGGAGGAGUUCACCUGCCGUUUUGGUGUCCAGCAGAUUGGAGAAUUCUAUGGUGCAACUGAAUGCAACUGCAGCAUUGCUAACCUAGAUGGAAAGGUGGGAGCAUGUGGCUUCAAUAGCCGGAUCCUGCCCAAUGUGUACCCAAUCCGCUUAGUGAAGGUGAAUGAGGAUACAAUGGAGUUGCUGAGGGAUGCCCAGGGGCUCUGCAUUCCCUGCCAGCCUGGAGAGCCUGGCCUUCUGGUUGGGCAGAUUAAUCAGCAAGACCCACUUCGCCGGUUUGAUGGGUAUGUCAAUGAGAGUGCAACCAACAAGAAGAUAGCAUAUAAUGUGUUCCGGAAGGGAGACAGUGCCUACCUCUCAGGAGAUGUACUGAUGAUGGAUGAACUUGGCUACAUGUACUUCCGGGACCGGAGUGGAGACACAUUUCGCUGGCGUGGGGAGAAUGUCUCUACAACUGAGGUGGAAGGCGUCCUAAGCCGUGUUCUCGGCCAGACUGAUGUGGCAGUUUAUGGGGUGGAUGUGCCAGGAGUGGAAGGCAAGGCUGGAAUGGCUGCCAUUGCUGACCCCCUUGCUACACUGGACCCCAAUGCCCUGUACCAGGAGCUACAGAGAGUGCUUCCACCAUACGCUCGGCCCAUCUUCCUUCGCCUCCUGCCUCAAGUGGACACAACAGGGACCUUCAAGAUCCAAAAAACACGGCUUCAGCGGGAAGGAUUUGACUUGCACCAGACGUCAGACCGACUCUUCUUCCUGGACCUGAAGCAAGGGAGAUAUAUUCCCAUGGAUGAAAAUGUCUACACUGGCAUCUGCACAGGAGCCUUCUCUCUUUAACAGAGCUUGCUGCCCCAUCCCUUACCCUCUUCUUCUCUGACAGUGAUGGAUGGAACUGAGGACAUCCCCUAACUUGCCCUGGACCCAGCCAGUGUCCUUCUUCCCAAAGAAUGGGGGGGGAGGGCAUAAAUUGUCCUAAUGUCAUUUAUCAAAAUUGCUUCCUGAGUCCUUCCCUGACCCUUCCCUCAGGUCCAGGGCUCUGGUUCAAGCAGGAGCUGAAGAGGAUCAGGCAGAGGAUCCUCAGGGUUGCUGGAGUAUCUGAGGGUUGGGUUGCAACCAAGAGGCCCACAAGGUUCUGAACAUUUCAGUCUAGUGGUUCCUUGAAUGUUUCCCAAAUGAAGGUUUGAUACCCCAUCCCAGGGUGCUGAGUGGUCUGCCUGGCUCUUCUCCCAGAGCUGGAGGGGACUCCUGACAAACAGGUUGUCUCUGGGGUGGUGGGGUGGGGUGGGGCAGGGUAUGGGGAGCUGCCACAAAGCCCUGUCUUGUCUGGCCUGCUUCAGCCAGAAUUGGUCAGCAAGGGUUAUUUCUCAGCUUUUCUUUGCUCCUUAACUAUAAACUGUCCCAGACAGGAGGGCUACAAUGUCAAUGCCUCUUUUGCACAGAGGGGACCAUUCCUGCCUGUUUUAUUGGUUGUGCCUUAAGGAACCCUCAGUCAUUAAGUCACUGUGUUCCAGUACUUACUUUUAACCCAGUUUAAGCUUCAGGAGUGGACUUGCCUUCAUUCCCUUACUCAGUGUUGUGAGUGAUGGGGACAGUGCUCCUGUGGACAAGAGUGGACUGAUCUGUGUGCUUAAUCCAAGUUAACUGGAAAUCUCACAUAUUUGAUCUCUGACCUCCAGUGGAAGCCCCCAGCCCAGUCCUGCUGACAGUUACCAUUCAGAAGCUCUUGCUUGGCCCUUCUGGUAGUAACUAUGCAGAUACCCCGGUAACGCCUUGCUGGUAGCCACCAACUGAUGAUCCAAGAGCUUCUCAGGCUGGUGAUGAGUACAUGCUAUUUCUUGCAGGUGUUUUCAGGCAUGGCAAUUUUAUUUUUUAGUUUGAGUUAAAAAAAAAAUAAACUUGAGAACAAGCUCUGAUGAAAAA